ACGAUCGAGUAUACUACAGCCAUAACGCCGAGUGUCACUGUGAUCACCGGGGGGGGAAAUAACAAUAAGUAAAAAAAAAAUACUGCAUGAAACUGUCUGAUCAGUUCUGCGUCUACAAGCGCCCGGUAAAAGGAGCAAACGAUGCGUUUCCAUCCCUGAUUGUCGCUUUACCGUCGUUCCCGCAGAGCCGAUAAUGCUUAAGAUGAGGCUGCCCAUGAGAACGGCGGAGGAAGGAGGCGACGAGACGGCCGAAGACGAGCAGGACCACGCCAACCCCGGUCUUCAUAGCCCCGGCUCUGUGGAUCAGACGGCUACCGGCGUAACAGAGGACUCCCCUAGGCAGCUGGGGUGCUCCCUGUUGAAUAAGGAGGCUGUGUUCGAGUGGUUCGGCUUGCACCUGAAUCCGGCCAAGCGAAUCGAGUUCAUGUGCGGGCUGCUCCAUAUGUGCCAGCCGCUGGAGCUGCGCUUCCUCGGCUCCUGUCUGGAGGACUUGGCGAGAAAGGACUUCCACGUCCUGCGAGACUUCGAAAUGAAGGCGAACAGUCCGAGCGAGCUGGGCCUGCUGACGGACGUCGCUGACCCGGUGGUCAGGUCCAGGCUGCUCGUCUGCCUGUCCCUCCUGGGCUCCGAGAACCGGGAAUGUGCUGGAAUACUGUUUCGCAUCCUGAGCCAUGCGGACCCUGCCUUGUGCUUUAGAAACCACGGCUUCCCCGCGUCUUCCUACCGGGACCCGCGGCACCCCCGGCUCCAUCCUUCCUGUGGGGAUGCAGACGAGCCGGGGAAGUCGGAGAGGUUAUCGGGGCCUCUGUCAGAGGCGGGGGCUGGGCUGCUGGAGCAGUUCGCGCUGCUCUUCACCAUGGCCUCCCUGCACCCGGCGUUCCCUUUUCACCAGAGGGAGACCGUCCGGGUCCAACUGGAAAAAGUGGAGCUGGCGAUAAGAGAAGAGGAGCAACUACGACGACGCGGUGCCGACAGCCCGAACAAAAUUCCACAAACAGGUGACUUCUCCCCCAGCACUGACACCAGCCCAAAUAACAGAGCACAAUGUCGCCACUCGACCCAGUCUGCAGCCAAGAAGUCUCAGAGGGAAGCUGUAUAUAUCGAAAAGAUCUUGCUGAAGGGAAUCUCGUGGAGCAGGACAGACAAGGAGUACAGUUUUGAGGUGAAAUGGUCAGAUUCUUCGUCGAGUAGUGUGAUGAAGACGCACCAUGAUCUGGAGGAAUUUUUGUUGAAGCUUCCAAAGGAAUUUGCCACAGAGUCCUUCGAGAAGAGUAUUGUGCGAUUACUCAGCCAGGGAGACAAGUAUGAGAGCAGGGAACUGGAGCGAACACUAAAGGAGAAGUUCCUAUCCGCGCCGCCAGCUUUCCGGCAGUCCGGGACGGUCUGCAGCUUCUUCUUGUCGGAUUCCUCUGGGUCCAGCUGCAGCCGCUGUAACCCUAUGGCCCUAGGAAAGCCCUUCACGGAGGACUGCUCUGAGGCAUCCAGCCAGGAGGAAGGUGCUUUCUCUUCAGAUCUAGAGCAGUAUGUUGUUGGUCACCGGAAGAAACCUGGUACCAAGAGUCCAAGCCUUAGCAGCCAGAGUAGCAAGAGCUGCCCAGCGGACGGACGGAGAGCCACGCCCUCAGAGCUCAACGGUGCCCCCGACUGGAGGCGGAAGAGCUGCCCACUAAAGCCGACCCUGGAGCAACGUGGCCCUGGGCCAGAGCAGCACCCAGGUGAUCAGAAGUGGAACUCCACCCCCAGCCCUAAGAACAAGCCCAGAGCAGCGGCCGCAGAGAGAGAGAAGGGGAAGGUGGGAGAGGGCAGGCUAGCUUACGUUGGCAAUGGGAUCAUGAGACCCGCUGCGGUGCACCCAGGUCGACAGCCCACCAGGAAAGACCGUCGCCAUGACGUGGGCUCGGGGCAGGAUUCGUACGGGGAAACGUCCUCUGAGAGCUACAGCUCACCCUCCAGCCCACAGCACGACGGACGGGAGAGCCUGGAGAGCGAGGACGAGAAGGACAGGGAUACAGACAGCCAUUCCGAUGACUACAGCAAGGGCCGGGUGGAGCCCUUCCCCUCUCCUAAACGGCUGGCCGGAGCAGCCCUUGCCACCAUGCGCCCCCUACUGCCCAACCCGCUGAAGGAGGAGCCGUCCCGCCCAGAGGGGGCUCUCAGCAAUCCUGUGUUCCCCCAGCUCUCUUUCGUGCACACCCUGCCCUAUGUGGUCCAGAACGGGGCGGUCCCCUCCCCAGACCCAGGGUCAGCCACUCAUGGGCCAGACAGCAAGCCCGUCGUGGGGGUGGCAGGGGUGGGGACCCCGUCCUUGGGACUCCGCGAGGCCGUCUCCGGCAUGGUACCACCUGGGGAGGGGGAGAAGUUGCCGCCCGAGCCCGCCUCCCUGCCGCAUGCCUUCGGGCCAUCCCUGGCAGGCCUGCCGCAAGCCGUGGGCCCAGCCAUUCAGCCCCUUGUCCCGCGCUUCAAGGCCACCACCCUACAGGGCAGCUCUGAGAACUGCGCCCUGCCACACCAGCCCCCCGUGCCACACCAGCCCCCCGUGGGCAGUGUUGGUGUCGUUCCCCAAGGCACCAGCUACAUGUCUCCCCUGACACAGGCCUACCCCAGCACCGAACCCGCCAGCCUCCCCAACCCCGCCCCGCCCACAGAGCCCCAUGCCAAGCCCCCCAGCCUCUCGCUGUCUGCUGGCCUGGCCACCCCCUACAGCUUGCCCGUGCCCACUUCCAUCAUGCCCUCCGUGGGGGGCGUGGCCACCCCCACAGUCAGCCAGGUGCAGGUCAUGGUGCCACCUGCCAUCCCCACCCACACCCCUGGCCCCGCCCCCAGCUCAAGCCCCGCCCUUACUCACAGCACAGCACAGAGCGACAGCACCUCUUACAUCAACAGUACCAGCUGUGGCACCUCCAGCGGGGCCUCCCAACCCCAGCAGCAGCAAUCGACGCCUCCUCAGCAGAUGGGCUGCGGAACUUGCGGUUGCCGAGGUAGCUGUGGCAGUAACCACGCCCCCAACUACUACUUCCCGCCCCAGAUGCCCCGGCAGGUCCUCAGUAUGCCCCAUAUCUUCCACCUCACGUCGCUGCCCCAUCAGAGCAACGGCACCACGCAGCUUCCCUUCUUUCCGCCGGCGCCCUAUGCCAGCGGGCCACUGCUGCACACGCACUCCGAGCACGUGCUCAGCACCCAGGUGGGCUACGGCAUGCAGCAGAUGGGCGCCUUCAACCGCUUCUACCCGCCGGUCUUCCCCCCGGUCAGCAUGAUGCCCGGCGGCGCCCUGACAGCGUGCAUGAAGAAGAACAGCAGCAAUGUCUCCUGCUACAACUGCGGGGUCAGUGGGCAUUAUGCACAGGACUGCAAGCAGCCCUCCAUUGAUGCCGCACAGCAAGAGCUUGCCUUUACACAGUGCCUGCAGAGCUAGGUGUCUUCAGGCUGAAGUACGUUGGAGCUCAGUCCUCGGAGAUGAUCGACAAGGCUGACUGAAGUCACUGGAGACCACUAUCUCUGUCAUGUUCCGUUACAAUAAAGUUUCCAGAGACCUUGUAUUUUAAGAGGUGUAAAUGUUUCCAUUCUGUUUGUUUCACCUUUUAAAAUGUGCUUUGGGGGCCUGGCAAACCUGAAUUUGUGCCUGAAACCUCCUUGUUAUAGCUGAGGGAGAUUGCUCCUCAUUUCAAAGACCCCUCCCCGCCCAACUCCACCCUGGGUUUCCUCUGGUAUUUUGCACUGAAGACUGGCGAGAGACACCGGUUCAUGUUUACGAGCUUGUUUCUUAAAUUGUAAAACCAAGUCUGAUAGGAGUACAAAGGAUUGCUAAUAGUCUGAUCUUUAACACCAGGGGGUUGUGAAGGGAUUCUAUAUUAGUCACCCCUUUCACUUUUUAACCAAGGGUAUAUUUAUGAUUCCUUAUGGUUUCAGUUUUUGUCACAAACCAAGGGGGGAAAACUAAUGGUUGCAGAUGUGCAAAGCUGGGAUUGUUUUUUAUUUUUUUUAUCACAGUGUUCUGAAUGUACAGCAUAUUGUUAUUUUAAUUGCCUAAAUUUAAGGAAUUUGGCAGUAUCUUCUAUUAAGAAUGGUUACUUUGAAGCAUUGCCACUUGAUAUAAUGUGAACCUUGUAUUUAAUCAUUAAUCAUGUUGUCAUCAUUUUAAUGCUGCUGUCCUUUCAUUUAUUCUUUUUUUAUUAUUAUUUAACCUCUUGCACUGUUGCUGCAAGGAGUUCUGAAGUCCCCAAGUCUACUAAGGCGGUCUUAAGGUAGAACAGAGACAGCAGUCUAAUACUCCAAUAACGUUACGUUAUGUUGCUGUCCAUACAGUAUUUUUAUGCACUGCAGAUUCUGACCACAAGAUGGAGCCACUGCUUACCAGUUGUGCAGGGUGCGGAAGGAUCUAGCGUGAAUUGGGGUGUGUAGGAAGACACAUGGACUUGCCUGUAGUAGCCACGAUGGAAGAAAUACGCAUAGAGAUUAAUUUUCCUUAAAUUUAUAUUAUUUUUGUCCCUUCCUAAAGCAGCAAUGGUAUUGUAUUAAAUAUGCUUGCGUUGUAUAUGUAUGAGCGCACAUACAUACUACGCACGUCAUUUUCAUAUUUGAAUAGGAUGGACAGUUGUUAAAGCUUUAAUAAGUUUGUUCAUAAUUUUGAGGAAGAUCACAUCAUUGGUAACCAUUCCAAAACGAUAGUUUCUUCGCAGAGUACUUCCUGACAAAUGGCUCUCACUUGAUACUAUACUUUGUUUCUGGUCGUGUGAGGCUGUCAGCAUGCCCACAUACAAGCAAAUCUCACCCUUAACCGUAUGUAGAUAGACCUCCUUUUCAAUAUAAUCGGUUCGUUUCUUAAAGAUUUAAAGACGUGCGCGCGGGUUUUCGUCUGCUCCUAAAACUUUCGUUUGGUGCCGCAGCAGCUCAAAGCCUACUUACUUGUAUUGAAGGAAGUAUGAACGGUCUUCUUUGUACUGACGUUAAAUAAAACGAUAACGUGGAAUUUAUUUUGAUAGAUAUUUAAAAUUGACAAACAUUUUAAAAGGCAAGGACCACUUGAGUAUAUAGUGGGUGUUGGACUUGUAUAUAAGAACCUGACAGUUGUAUUUGUUGAACUUUUAAGGUUUAAAAUGCUGUACUGUAUAUAAGGGGGUAUCUUGUUACCUUCAGUUGUCUGUUUACUGUAUUCUUUGAUAUCUAAAUGUUAUGUACUGGAAAGGUCAAAUAUAUUUCUAGAACAAAUUUGGAUUUUAUGCAAAUUGUUCAUUUUUUUGUUUCUCUGGAAUUAACAGCAAUAAAUACAAAACGCGG
Molecule: messenger RNA, 5274 nt
Organism: Paramormyrops kingsleyae
Lineage: Eukaryota; Metazoa; Chordata; Actinopteri; Osteoglossiformes; Mormyridae
Source: RefSeq, a predicted model, not a curated record